This is a messenger RNA of Ophidiomyces ophidiicola, 654 nucleotides long. RefSeq lists its product as uncharacterized. The record is from RefSeq and is a predicted model, not a curated record. Gene Ontology annotation, biological process: regulation of transcription by RNA polymerase II. The transcript has 3 exons. The coding region runs from base 1 to 654 and encodes 217 amino acids. Gene Ontology annotation, molecular function: DNA-binding transcription factor activity, RNA polymerase II-specific; RNA polymerase II cis-regulatory region sequence-specific DNA binding. Gene Ontology annotation, cellular component: transcription regulator complex; PcG protein complex. NCBI's taxonomy places the organism in Eukaryota, Fungi, Ascomycota, Eurotiomycetes, Onygenales, Onygenaceae.
AUGGCUCGGACACGCAGCUUCCCGUGUCCUUGGGACUCCUGUAAAAAGUCAUCCAGUCUUGCGCGGCACAGGCGGAUACACACCGGGAAAAGACCUUACAAGUGCCUCGAGCCAGCCUGCGAGAGAAGCUUUUGCCGAAAGACAACUUUAACGAAACACCAGUACCGGUCUCAUCAGCUCGCGCCUUCUCCACGAGCACAAUGUGUUACUCAGCCGUCCCCUCAGGAGGUCUAUUCUCAGAUUCCUCCUCCCCCACCACCUAUCAUUCAGACCAUUCACAGCGUCACCGAACCACCACCUGCCUAUGAGCCGCCAAGAGUGAUGAUCAGCGCUGCUGAAUUCUACCCAUCUCCAACCCCUCCAAUGAUCCAUACCAUUCCCAGUGUCCCUGAGGUCGGUAUUGAACCUGAAGUUCAUUUCGUCAACUCUGGAAUGGUCGUGCCACAUAUUCCGCACUACGGGCUCAUGGGCCCGAUCAACCCUGUUACUCGUUUCCACUCCAUACCUCCUUGUAUACCAGGGUUUGAAGGCAUGGCUCAAAUGCACUAUACCGGAGGCUUUGCCUUAGACAAACCUAUGAUUCCCCGCAUUCUGAACCAGCACCAUCACCAGGAACGACCAAAUCUCGAUUUCCUGGGCUUAGAUGCAAGUUGA